CUUGCUGAACAAAAACACAAUAUAGUAUGGUCACGUCAGGAAAAUGAAGGCAGACAAGAUUUUACUGGCACUGUUUCUAUCCCUACAUGUAUGUGUUGCAAUACACAUUUCAGGUAGUGGUCCUUCCGAAGUGAAUGUCUGUGAAAAUGAGCAUCUCUAUAUACGCUGUUAUGAUGAGGAUGAAUUCAUCAAAAUCAUAUCUGUUAACUACGGGAGGAUUGGAAAUAACACCAUCUGCCCAGCUGCUGACCAUUUGGUGAAUGAUAUCAACUGUCAAUCAUCGACUUCAAAGGCAAAAGUAACAUCAUUAUGCGAUGAGAAACGUGAGUGCUCCUUGAAAGCGGAGAACAGUGUAUUUGGAGACCCAUGUGUUGGGACUUACAAGUAUCUGAGUGUGGUACAUACCUGUAUCGAACUAACUUAAACAAACAAUGAGUAUAUUGAUAAAACACCCCAAGACUGUAGGGUAUUAAUGCUAUUAAUAAAAUACACAGUUCAUCAG
This is a messenger RNA of Ostrea edulis (European flat oyster), 502 nucleotides long. Its product is annotated as L-rhamnose-binding lectin CSL3-like. Gene Ontology annotation, molecular function: carbohydrate binding. NCBI's taxonomy places the organism in Eukaryota, Metazoa, Mollusca, Bivalvia, Ostreida, Ostreidae. The record is from RefSeq and is a predicted model, not a curated record. Bases 44 to 424 code for a protein of 126 amino acids. The transcript is spliced from 2 exons.